CCUCUGAUUUUUUUUUUUAAAGGAAGAAAAAGCAAUUAAGACCUAGACUUUAGAAAACGAUUCGUGGCUAUAGAUUAUUAUAGAUUAUUAUAGAUUAUUAACAGAUUAUUAGGAAACCUGAGUGAGGAAAAAAAAUAGUUUUAGUACUUCGAUGAUUGUUAGGAAAAGGAGAAAAAGUAUUUAUGUCAUUUUGAGCUUUUUUUUUUUAAUUAUUAUUAUUAUUUUGAAUUUGAAACACAUAUUUUUUUCUUUUCAGCACACGUAUUGACAGUGUCUUUUUUUUUUUUUUGCGCGCGCCGUGCCAAGAAUCCACGCGUAAAGCUCCAAGUCCUUGCGUCAAUCAGAUCAUUAUUUUCGGGAAUCGACGCGUUUCGCACAUGGACAUGGACGCGCACGACGGAUCCUCCGCGUCUUCCGUGCCCGCACUUUCCCCGACACUGAAAUAGGCUUGCACGAUUUGGAAUUUUUUUUUUUUUUUAACCAAAUAACCAAACAAGGUCGCCAAAGUGUAGAACACCCCCCCCACCACCACCACCACCACCCCCCAAGCGCGUUUGCGAGUCGAUUCUCUGCGAUGUUCUUGCGCUAAAUUCUCCACCGAUCUGCCUCUUCUGCCCGAGCCGCUUCUCUGUAGGAUGUCGCGCCGCAAGCAAGCCAAGCCAAGAUCGCUCAGAGUAGAAGACAAUGUGACGGAGGAACAGCACACUCCUGGGCAGGCUGCCAUACAAAGCGAUCGCGAGUGUGCCCCCGACACGGUGUGUGAAGAUGCUGAGGACGGGCGCUUGACGAGGAGGAGGUGCUCUCCUGGGGAAGGGGACGAGGGGGAGGAGGAGGACGAGGAGCACAGCUGCCGUUCCUGCCACCAGGUUUUCGACUCAGCGAGCGAUCUUAGCCAACACAAGAUUAAUCAAUGCCAGCUGACAGAUGGGGCUGAUUUAGAAGAUGACCCAUCCUGUUCCUGGCCUGCUUCUUCACCGUCUAGUAAAGACCAAACGUCUCCAGUCCACGAUUACGAUUUUGGUGAAGAUGAAGGGGGCCCUGGCUUGCCCUACCCAUGCCAGUUCUGUGACAAAUCAUUCAGUCGUCUGAGCUUCCUUAAGCGCCACGAGCAGAGCCAUAGUGACAAACUCCCUUUUAGCUGUACCUUCUGUAGUCGUCUAUUCAAGCACAAGCGCAGCCGUGACCGGCAUAUCAAGCUCCACACUGGUGAUAAGAAGUAUCACUGCAGUGAGUGCAACUCUGCUUUCUCACGCAGUGACCACCUUAAGAUCCAUAUGAAGACACACGCCACAAACAAGCCUCAUAAAUGCCCCGUGUGCCGCAGAGGGUUCCUGUCUUCCAGCUCCCUCCUUGGACACAUGCAGGUGCAUGAAAGAGGGAAGGAAGGUCAGAGCACAGCAAUCUCUGGGGCAGAGGAGUGGAAGCUAAAGGAAGCACGCAAGUGCAGCCGCUGUGAAGAGGGCUUUGAUGUGCCCGAGGAGCUCCAGAAGCACAUUGCAGAGUGCCACCCUGAGUGCUCACCCCCAGAAGAAGGGAGUGUAGGGCCUGGUCUGCAGUGCAUCUAUUGCCAUGAGCCAUUUGGUGAUGAGGGUACUUUACUUAGCCAUAUUGAUCAGGCGCAUAGUCGAGACCAAAAGGGACAUAUGUGCACUGUAUGCUCUGAGCACUUCCCUACUGUGGAGGAGUUGUAUGCACACAUGGACAUUCACCAACUCCCAGAGUCCAGCAACCACAGCAACAGUCCUUCUUUGUUGACUGUAGGAUACACAUCUGUUUCAAGCACCACUCCAGACUCAAACCUUUCUGUUGAUAGUUCAACCAUGGUAGACAGUGUUCCCACUAUGCCCAAGACUCGUGGAAGAAGAAAACGUGCUGCUCAGCACACAAAUGAUAUUUGUGGACGGCCUGCUAAACAGCCUAAAGUAGCUUACAGUUGCAUCUACUGCAACAAACAAGUAUUCUCCAGUCUUGCUGUCCUCCAGAUUCACCUAAAAACGAUGCAUGUAGAUAAACCGGAGCAGGCCCAUACUUGCCAAUUCUGUUUAGAGAUCCUCCCAUCUCUGGUCAACCUAAAUGAGCAUCUGAAACAAAUUCACAAUGCUGAAGAUCCAUCAACCAUACUUGCUAGCUUCUCUGAUGCCUUGUUACAGUGUAACUUUUGUCCAGAGAUGCUCGGCGAUCUCAAUGCCUUGCAGGAACACAUCCGUUGCUCACAUGGCUUUCCCAGCCCAGUAGCCAAGGAAAGCAAUGCCUUUUUUUGCCCCCAGUGCUUCAUGGGAUUUUUGACUGAGACUACGCUAGAGGAACAUGUACGACAGACCCACUGUGAUUCCGGAAGCUUGAGAUUUGACUCUCCACUUGCAGUCACUCCUAAAGAUCCCAUUGUGGAGGUGUAUUCUUGUUCUUAUUGCACCAACUCUCCCAUCUUCAACACCGUACUGAAGCUGAACAAGCACAUCAAGGAAAACCACAAGAACAUUCCCCUGGCUUUGAAUUAUAUCAACAACGGAAGAAGAACCCAUAGAGCCCUUAGCCCUUCAUCCUCCAUAUCUGUAGAUCAAGCCACCCUUCUGAAACAUGGCAGCACUUCAUCCCGCUCGGCAAGUGAAUUCAUCUGUAACCAGUGUGGUGCAAAGUACACAAGUCUAGAUCUUUUUCAGACUCACCUGAAGACUCACCUUGAUGGUAUGCUACCACAGCUCACCUGUCCACAAUGCAACAAAGACUUUCCCAGCCAGGAAGCACUGUUGAAGCAUGUGACAGUCCACUUUACUAUCACUUCCACAUACUACAUAUGUGAAAGUUGUGACAAGCAGUUCACAUCAGUAGAUGAUCUGCAAAAGCACCUUCUUGAUAUGCACACCUUUGUGUUCUUUCGCUGCACUCUUUGCCAAGAGGUAUUUGACUCGAAAGUCUCUACACAGCUUCAUCUAGCAGUUAAACACAGCAACGAAAAGAAAGUCUACCGCUGUACAUCUUGCAACUGGGAUUUCCGUCAUGAGACUGACCUUCAACUGCAUGUCAAGCACAGCCAUUUGGAGAACCAGGGCCGGGUUCACCGCUGCAUCUUUUGUGGUGAGUCGUUUGGCACAGAAGUUGAGCUACAGUGCCACAUUACCACACACAGCAAGAAAUAUAACUGUCGUUUCUGCAACAAGGCUUUCCAUGCUAUCAUCUUGCUGGAACGUCAUUUACGUGAGAAGCAUUGUGUGUUUGAGGGAAAGGCCCAAAACUGUGGAACCAAUGGCUCUACAAGUGCUGGUGGUGAAUCAGUUGCUAAAGAUGAUGCAGAACUGCAGGGCAUUCUCACAAACAGCCAUGGAGGACCAGGUACAGGAGAGUCUCACAACAGUCAUGAUGGAAGUGAAGAGGAUGUUGAAUCUUCAGAGGUCAUGUAUACUUGUGACAUCUGUGGGGCAUCUUAUACUAUGGAGUCUCUCCUGACCAAUCACCAGCUCCGUGAUCACAAUAUCCGACCUGGAGAGACUGCGAUGCACAAGAAGAAGGCAGAAAUAAUCAAAGGGACCCACAAAUGCAAUGUUUGCUCUAGAACAUUCUUCUCUGAAGCAGGGCUCCGGGAACAUAUGCAAACUCACCUGGGACCUGUAAAGCAUUAUAUGUGUCCCAUUUGUGGGGAACGCUUCCCCUCUCUGCUAACUUUGACAGAGCAUAAGGUUACCCAUAGUAAGAGCUUGGACACAGGCAGCUGUCGAAUUUGCAAGUUACCAUUACAGAGUGAGGAAGACUUCCUGGAGCACUGUCAAAUGCAUCCAGAUUUACGCAACUCCCUGACUGGUUUUCGCUGUGUGGUCUGCAUGCAGACCGUUACUUCAACCUUAGAGCUGAAGAUCCAUGGCACCUUCCACAUGCAGAAGACAGGAGCCAUGUCUGUCAAUCACCCUAGUGGGCGUGCCACGCUUCCUCACCACCAACAUCAUCAGAGUCAGAAGCUUUUUAAGUGUGCUUCAUGUCUUAAAGAGUUCCGCUCCAAGCAGGACAUGGUAAAGCUCGAUAUCAAUGGACUACCCUACGGUCUCUGUGCCACAUGUGUAAGUGCUAGCAAAAGCUCCAGUCCAACUAUAAAUGGCGGAAAGCAGCAACAAGCAGGGGGGCAAACACCAGCACCCUCUAACGCAGGGUGGAACCAAGGGGAAAGUUUGAGCCCCUGUGGUGUAAAAAGAAAGGGGACCACCUAUUCUACAUCAUCCUCUUCAUCAAUAUCAUCAACCGUUGCCAAGACAAGAUGUUCCAGCUGCAAUGUGAAGUUUGAGUCAGAGGUAGAGCUUCAGACACAUCUUCAAACAGUGCACAGAGAGCAGUCAGGAGAGGGAAGUGGCAGUCAGGUGAGGACCCCUCAAGGAUCCCCCAUGCCAAGAGUGAGUCCUUCCCAAAACGAUGAGAAGAAGACAUACCAGUGCAUUAAAUGUCAGAUGGUCUUCCAUAGUGAAUGGGACAUUCAGGUUCAUGUGGCAAACCAUAUGCUUGAAGAGGGGCUGAACCAUGAAUGUAAGCUGUGUAGUCAGACUUUUGACUCGCCCGCUAAGCUGCAGUGUCACCUGAUUGAGCACAGCUUCGAAGGCAUGGGAGGAACCUUCAAGUGUCCUGUCUGUUUCACAGUAUUCGUCCAGGCCAGUAAGCUCCAGCAGCAUAUUUUCUCAGCUCACGGUCAGGAAGAUAAGAUCUACGACUGCACACAGUGUCCACAGAAGUUCUUCUUUCAAACAGAGCUUCAGAAUCACACCCUGAGCCAGCACAGCAGCAGCUAACUAGGAAGAUCAACUCAAUCUAAAGAGUCUCAUCAACCACAUCCAGACUACAAUAUACCAGUCAUCGUGAUCCUUUGGUCGACUUUGCACUGAAAUUUUUUAUUUCAAAAAUUUCAGUUAAAAAAAAAAAUUUGAUGUUGCUACAUUGUUAAUCCAGUAUGUUUGUAAAUACUGUUCUUUCUGUCUUGCUGUUCGUCAGCUCUUCAUUCUUGCGGUUGCCAUUGUACAUAUUGUUUGUCAAGGAAAAACAGAAAGUAUUAAACUUUGUUUAAAAACUGUUCUGAACGGACAGAUCUUCAGCCAGAGACAUUUGACGUCAGGUGGACGAUUUUCUAACGGCUGAUACACAUCCGGUUGUCUGUGAUGCACCCUCUCGAGCCGUGGGAUGAAAUGCCUGAUCACCAGCAUGGCCUGAGCAAAACUUUUUACAAAAACUACACACCUCAGCUGAAAUAUGUGGAGUAUAUUGUAUAUCACAAAUGUUCUGAAAGAAAAAAAAAACAAUAGAAGGGAUACUUGAUAUAUGCAAAAACAAAGACAAAGUGUUAAAAGAAAUAUUGAAAGACUCUUUGGGUUGGCAGGGAUUCACAGAUGGGACCCAUUCCUCAUUCACCCUCCCUCUGGAUGAGAAACUGCUCUCCACACUUGUACAUUUCAGUUAUUAAUGUUUACCCCUCACCUGACGGCUGGAUAUGACUGGAGAUGUCCUUUCUUUGUUUUAUUUUUUUUUUGUCAGACAUCCAAUGGGGAAUAAAUGUAUCCUCUGUUUCGGGUGUAUUCUGGCUGCUAUCACUUGAUUAUAUGGUGAGGUUCUGGUCAGGAAAAAAAAAGGAAACAAAAAAAGCAAGGAAAAAAAAAACAGUAUUUCUACCCUUCGUCCACGAGUAAGCCGAGCUCAGUCAUUUCUUUCGCUAUGCUAUUGUUCUAUUCAUGCUGUGAGACAUGGUAAUCUGUACAGUAUUCUCAUGGAUCUCUGGUAUAUGCCAGUUUGGAAUUAGUCGAACCUGAAAUGCACUUUUGUAUAACACUCCAUACUUUCAUGGAUGUUCAUGUUCGAAAGGCGUUGACAAGUGACUGUCAUUUCAGCCACAAGACUUUGGGAAAUUAAACUUUUAACAAGGGUGACAACUUCUGGUGUUAAUGGGGGGAAAAAUGUUAUAUACAAAUAUUAACCGGGGUCUGAAUUUGCUAGACCUCUUUUUUGUGUUCUCAUGUGAUGAAAACAUUAAAAAAAAAACAUUAAAAUUGUAUGAAGAUAA
Molecule: messenger RNA, 6025 nt
Organism: Tachysurus vachellii
Lineage: Eukaryota; Metazoa; Chordata; Actinopteri; Siluriformes; Bagridae
Gene: znf521
Product: zinc finger protein 521
Exons: 8
Coding region: 636-4766 (1376 amino acids)
Biological process (GO): regulation of transcription by RNA polymerase II
Cellular component (GO): nucleus
Molecular function (GO): RNA polymerase II transcription regulatory region sequence-specific DNA binding; DNA-binding transcription factor activity, RNA polymerase II-specific
Source: RefSeq, a predicted model, not a curated record